Messenger RNA from Hemibagrus wyckioides, 3781 nucleotides. Its product is annotated as NACHT, LRR and PYD domains-containing protein 12-like. Gene Ontology annotation, molecular function: protein binding. Lineage: Eukaryota; Metazoa; Chordata; Actinopteri; Siluriformes; Bagridae. The transcript is spliced from 13 exons. The record is from RefSeq and is a predicted model, not a curated record. Bases 317 to 3478 code for a protein of 1053 amino acids.
GAAAGAGUUUCUCACUCAGACUCGACUCCAUUUAUUGGAGUGUUCGGAAAAUUAAAAACAAAAAUCUUUAAGGCAGAAACGGUGAUUAAUGUCACACAACAAGGACUAGUGACUAAAGGAGAAUGAUUUUCUUUAUUAUAAAUGACUUUAUAUCAGAAUAAUGCGGAUAUAUUAUGAAUAAAACUCGUGUAAAAUCAGCUGUAGGAAAUCUGCUGCGCGUGACUGCUACAGCAUGAGUGUGAUCUAUUCCAGUAGAAGAGAUCAGACUCUUCAGGACUCAGCUGUGUGUUUGUAGAAACUUUACUAAUAUUCAGAGAUGGAGACUCCUGAUCUGGACACAGAUAAUGUUUCUCCACCAUCAAACAACUGUAAACUCCAGGGAGAGAGAUCAGAAUCACCAGCACCCAGCUGUAUCUCCAUGAAGAGUGAUGAGUCUAUGCAUCAUCCUCUGAGGUUUAAAGUUGGAGACUCCUCACUUCUACACAGGUUUCCUUCAGGUUCUCCGGUUUCCUCCCACCUCCCAAACACAUGCCAUGUUCUACAGAAGGCAGGAGACAGAACAGAAGUGGUCAUCACAGAUACAGGGAACCACCCAGAAUCUGCUGCUGUAAAUGAAGUCCAGAAAAAGUUCAGAUUAAAUCUGAUGAAGAAGUUUCAGUGUUUGAAUGGAGUGAUGAUAAACCUGGGAACCCAAACACUCCUGAAUGACAUCUACACAGAGCUCUACAUCACAGAGGGAGACAGUGGAGAAGUCAAUAAUGAACAUGAGGUGAGACAGAUGGAGGCAGCGUCCAGGAGAACAACAACAGAGGAAACACCAAUCAAAUGUAAUGACAUCUUUAAGCCUUUAUCUGAACAAGACAAACCCAUCAGAUCUGUGCUGACAAAGGGAGUCGCUGGCAUCGGAAAAACAGUCUCUGUGCAGAAGUUCAUUCUGGACUGGGCUGAAGGGAAAGCCAAUCAGGACGUCCACCUCAUAUUUCCACUUCCUUUCAGAGAGCUGAAUUUGAUGAAGGACCAGAAACUGAGUCUGAUGGAGCUUCUUCAUGUCUGUUUUAAGGAAACUAAAGAAACAGAAAUGUCCAGUUUGGAAAAGGUUCUGUUCAUUUUUGACGGAUUGGACGAGUGUCGUUUUCCUCUAGAUUUCCAGAACACAGUGAGAGUGUGUGAUGUAACUGAAUCAGCAUCAGUGCAGGAGCUGCUGAUAAACCUGAUCAAAGGGAAUCUGCUUCCCUCUGCUCUCAUCUGGAUCACCUCCCGACCUGCAGCAGCUGAUCAAAUCCCCUCUGAGUGUGUGCAUCGAGUCACAGAGGUACGAGGGUUCAGUGACCCACAGAAGGAGGAGUACUUCAGGAAGAGAAUCAGUGACCAGAGCCUGGCCAAUAACAUCAUCACACACCUGAAGUCAUUAAGAAGCCUCUACAUCAUGUGCCACAUCCCAGUCUUCUGCUGGAUUUCAGCCACUGUUCUAGAGAGAAUGUUGGGUGAAGCAGAGAGUGGAGAGAUCCCCAAGACUCUGACUCAAAUGUACACACACUUCCUCAUCAUUCAGACAAACAUCAUAAGAGAAAAAUACUCCAAGAAGCAGGAGAGUGAUGAAGAAAUGCUUCUUAAACUGGGACAACUGGCUUUUCAGCAGCUGAAGAAAGGGAACCUGAUCUUCUAUGAGGAAGACCUGAGAGAGUGUGACAUUGAUGUGAGAGAAGCAGCAGUGUACUCAGGUGUGUGUACACAGAUCUUCAGAGAGGAGUUUGGGCUUCACCAGAGUAAAGUGUACUGCUUUGUUCAUCUGACCAUUCAGGAGCAUCUCGCAGCUUUGUAUGUGCACCUGACCUUCAUGAAGGAGAAGAGAAAUGUUCUUAUGAAGAAUCAGGAGAGAAAACAAAUUACAAUCUCAGCUGUACACAAGAAUGCUGUAGAUCAGAUUUUAGAAAGUCGGACUGGACAUCUGGAUCUUUUCCUUCGCUUUCUUCUGGGUCUCUCACUGGAGUCCAAUCAGAAACUCUUACAUGCUUUAGUAACACAGACAGGAAGUAGCUCCCAGAGCAUGAAGGAAACCGUUCAGUACAUUAAGAAGAAGAUCAGUGAAGAUCUUCCUACAGAGAAAUCCAUCAAUCUGUUCCACUGUCUGAAUGAACUGGGUGAUGAUUCUCUAGUGGAGGAAAUCCAACACUACCUGAAAUCUGGAAAACAAAGUGACCUCUCUUCUUCACAGUGGUCUGCUCUGGUGUUUGUGUUACUGACCUCAGCACAGGAGCUAGAAGAAUUUGACCUAAGUAAAUAUUUCAGUACAGAUAAGAUAACAGAAACUGUUGUUCUGAAGAUGAUGCCUGUGAUUGCAGCAUCCAGAAAAGCAAUUAUCAGCUGUGAUUCACUUGGAGUGAAAAGUUGGUCAGCUCUGGACUCAGCACUCAGAUCAGAAACCUCCAGUCUGAGAGAACUGCAUCUGACUGUGAAAACACUGGAUCUGACCUGGUAUAAACUAGGAGUCUCAGUAGUGAAGAGUCUCUCUGCUGUACUGGAGAAUCCUCACUGUAAAGUGGAGACACUGGGGUUGCGUGAUUGUGGAGUCUCAGAUGAAGUCUGUGCUGCUCUGACUUCAGCUCUGAGAUCAAACCCCUCACACCUGAGAGACCUGAAUCUGUCCUUUAAUAAUCUAGGAGACUCAGGAGUGAAGAGUCUCUCUGCUGUACUGGAGAAUCCUCACUGUAAACUGGAGACACUGAGGUUGUAUAAUUGUGGUGUCUCAGAUGAAGGCUGUGCUGCUCUGACUUCAGCUCUGAGAUCAAACCCUUCAUACUUCAGAUACCUGAAUCUGUCCUGGAAUAAUCUAGGAGACUCAGGAGUGAAGAGUCUCUCUGCUGUACUGGAGAAUCCUCACUGUAAACUGGAGAAACUGGGGUUGUGGGAGUGUGGUGUCUCAGAUGAAGGCUGUGCUGCUCUGACUUCAGCUCUGAGAUCAAACCCCUCACACCUGAGAGAACUGAAUCUGUCCAGGAAUAAUCUAGGAGACUCAGGAGUGAAGAGUCUCUCUGCUGUACUGGAGAAUCCUCAUUGUAAACUGGAGACACUGAGGUUGUGUAAGUGUGGUGUCUCAGAUGAAGGCUGUGCUGCUCUGACUUCAGCUCUGAGAUCAAACCCCUCACACCUGAGAUACCUGAAUCUGUCCUGGAAUAAACUAGGAGACUUAGGAGUGAAGCGUCUCUCUGCUGUACUGGAGAAUCCUCACUGUAAACUGGAGAAACUGAGGUUGAGUGGUUGUGGAGUCUCAGAUGAAGGCUGUGCUGCUCUGACUUCAGCUCUGAGAUCAAACCCCUCACACCUGAGAUACCUGAAUCUGUCUGAUAAUAAACUAGGAGACUUGGGAAAGAAGCUGCUCUCUGCUCUUAAGGAUGAUGAACAUUACAAACUACAGACUCUGAUAUAUUUCGCCUGGUACCACCAUUGCCAUCCAGCACGCGCUGCGUUUACUUCAUGAUGAGCUCACUACCGCUCAAGGUACCAAUGGAGCGAAGAUUGACCACAACAAUCUAGGGUGCGUCUCUGCCAUUGAUUGGUCCAAGUUUGGAAAGCCUGGUACCGCAGAGAAAGCCUGCCAGACUGACAUCAUUGAUACAACUACUUGUUCUUCAAAGCCCUUGCAGCCUGUGUGCAAGGCCCGUGACAGGCCAACAUGCCGUGUUAAACCUUAUAUUGUUCUUAAGCUCAAACGACCUAACGAAUAAACCUUACCUGAGAACUCACUCCUGCUGUCCCCCUGAUUAUUUCACACAUACCUUAU